Messenger RNA from Scleropages formosus (Asian bonytongue), 2845 nucleotides. It is a transcript of the gene myot, whose product is annotated as myotilin. The record is from RefSeq and is a predicted model, not a curated record. NCBI's taxonomy places the organism in Eukaryota, Metazoa, Chordata, Actinopteri, Osteoglossiformes, Osteoglossidae. Gene Ontology annotation, cellular component: plasma membrane; axon. Gene Ontology annotation, molecular function: cell-cell adhesion mediator activity. Gene Ontology annotation, biological process: dendrite self-avoidance; homophilic cell-cell adhesion; axon guidance.
UCCCUCCCUCUCUUCGUCCUCCCACGGCCCUGCGCUCAGAGGAUUGCCCGUCGGCGAGCCGAGAGCUGAGGCUAUAACCCCCCGUCGUGCCGCUGCCCGCUCUCCGGCCCCCGGGAGGAACCCUCGAGGGACUGACGCCAUCCAGAGAAGGAGCCGCAUCGGGACACUCCUGGACCAUGGCUCAGGUUCAGAAGAAGACCACCACCAUGUCCCUGACCAUCUCCUCCUGCUCCAGGGAGUCGUCCUCCGGCACCGUUGUCCAUCCGCAACGGUCCAGUCUGGUGCAGCCGCUCCCGAUCAGCUCACAGAGGACGCAGAGCCCCUCCUGCGCCCAACAUUAUUCGGGGAACGGAGGAGUGGCGCCGGAGUUCGUCAAGUGUCUCCACGACGUGAGCACGGUGAAGGGCCAGCUGGUGGUCCUCGAGUGUCGCACCCGGGGCACUCCGCCGCUCCGGGUCUUCUGGUACCGCGAGGAAGAGCAGAUCAGGGACUCGGCAGACUUCCGCAUCCUCAGGAAGAAGGCCACUUCAGCGUCCGUCCCUGAAGAGCUGUGCACCCUGGUCAUCACCGAGGCGUACCCAGAGGAUUCUGGGAUUUUUAAAUGUGUAGCGCGUAACCAGUUUGGCUCCGCGUCCUGCAGCGCCCUCCUGGAGGUGUACUCAGGCCUCGACGAGGUGCUGGCUGAAGAGGAGACCUCGGGAGGGACCGCCGGGCUGGAACCCGACGACUUCCCCUCGUUCCUGCUGGACGCAGCGGAAAUCCCUCCGCCGGAGUGGCCGGACAGUUCCGAGGAGGAGGCCGCGCCCCCGCUGGAUGAGUACUCGGACCCGCAGCCGCCGAGUAAGAGCACGGUGGAUCCCUACAGCCCUGUGGGCGAGAGCACCUACAGCUCGCUGUCCCGCAGCCCCACCCCUCCGCCGGCCAAGGAGCAGCGGUCCGGCGGCACCAUGAACGCGGUCGACCUGCCGUCGUUCUCGCCGAGCCUCUACCCGCCGAGCGCGUUCAACUACGAGCGACCGCGUCACUUCAUCCAGGCGCAGCCGCGCUUCCAGGCCCCCCCCUACGAGAGCCUGCAGUCCAACGGGAGCGACAGGGCGGCAGCGUCGCCGUCCUCCUCAACCCUCAGCUCGCCGGCAUCCACUCCCGCCCCGCCCACCUCGCCGACACGGCCCCCCAUGCGCUCCAGCGUGACGCUCGUCCCCAAAGUGUCCGGCGGUCCCCCGCAGCGCACCUCCCCCGUGGCCUUCCUGUGCUCGGUCCUGCCCUCGCGCUCGCCCCCCAGCCCAAGGCCUCGGCCGCCCCGCCCCCUCAGCUCUCGACCAAUCGCGCACCUCCGUCGCCGGUCCCGACGACCGCGUCCCGCUCCGAGCCGAAGACGGCGACCCCCCCCGUCCUGCGUGUCACUGCCGGCCAGCUACCGGGGGACCUCCAACAGCGCCCCCAAGCCCAUCCUCAAGAAGACGGCCCCCCGCCCCGUGUCGCGGUCCACCGACGAGGAGAUCCAGGGCUCCAAGGACGCCCUCAUCCAGGACCUGGAGAAGCAGCUGCGCAACAAGGAGGCGCGUCGGAGGAACAGCCAGAAGCUGUCGUACGAGGAGCGUAUGGCGCGCAGGCUGCUGGGUCCCGACAACGCCGCCUCGGUCUUCGACCUGCACAACCAGCCGGACGUCCAGCCUGACCAGCCUGACUCGCCAGAGGGGCGACACUCUGGAGGAAUAUGGAGCAAACACCACUCGGGGAUGGACGCCAACGAGGGUUCGACCAUCCAGGAGAAGUGCUACGCUCCCCGUUUCCUGCAGGUGCCACAGGACCUCACGGUGGAGGAGGGCCGCUUCUGCAGGAUUGACUUCAAGGUCGGGGGUCUCCCCACCCCUGACAUCACCUGGUACCUGGACGGGAAGGUGAUCCGACCUGACGACUACCACAAAAUGCUCGUGUGCGAGAAGGGCGUCCACUCAUUCAUCAUCGAGGUCGUGACUGUGCACCACGCCGGCGUCUAUGAGUGCGUUGCCAAGAACCGCGCCGGAGAGAGCAGCUUCUCCCUGCGGCUGGAUGUCAUCGCCCAGGAGCUGCUGCGUCCCCCCACCUUCCUGCAGAAGAUGAGGAACUCCCGUGCCUUGGAGGGCGACGCCGUGCGUCUCGAGUGCAGAGUCUCCGCGGCUCCGUCCCCGCAGAUCUACUGGAAGAAGGACAAGGAGAUGCUGAGGGUCGACCCCGGCAGGAUGAGCCUUUUCCAGGACGCGACGGGCCAGCUGUGUCUGCUCAUUGACCGGGUGGAGAAGGGCGAUGCGGGGUGGUACACGGUGUCCGCCAUCAACGAGGCCGGCAUGUCCUCCUGCAACGUCAGACUUGACGUGGGAACUCGCCUGCCCAAGGCUGCCCCUGCAGGCCAGCAUGUGAAAGUGCGUCCUGCGCUGAGCCAGUUCUCCCCCCUGAGCACCCACGCUACAUCGCAACAUGCGGCCCCCCUCUACGAGAGCGAUGAGCUGUGAAGCGGGUCGUUUCCGAAGCUGCCGCCACCAGCCCAGGUGGGAAGAGAGUUUGAGACCUGGACUUGAAGUAUGGACCCCCCACCCCCCCACUUCAGCAUCAGAGCCCUGCAGUGAUGAGAUGCACUUUAGAUUUGGGUUUUUGUUCCGAAUGACUGUUCACUAAACUCUUCCUGCUGGAACUUGGUCCUGCUUGUUGUAGCAGUUAGAGGACCGUUGCGUUACGGUGACAGGUGAGCUUUGGGUACGGUACAUCCAGUAGAGACCUUUUAAUGAGCUAUUUAUUAGAGUGCAAGUUCCUCAGCGGCUCCGCAGCGCCAUGCUGCUCCUGCCUGUGUUUUUGUGUAUGUUGUGGA